This is a messenger RNA of Teleopsis dalmanni, 1273 nucleotides long. Its product is annotated as kelch-like protein 6. Bases 93 to 1031 code for a protein of 312 amino acids. Gene Ontology annotation, molecular function: protein binding. The record is from RefSeq and is a predicted model, not a curated record. NCBI's taxonomy places the organism in Eukaryota, Metazoa, Arthropoda, Insecta, Diptera, Diopsidae. The transcript is spliced from 3 exons.
CCGAAUACUUCUCAUAUUCGAAAAUAAUUCAAAACUAUUUCAUUAAAGAUAAGCAAAAUUAUUGUGUUUUAGUUUUGGUAAAUAUUGAAAUCAUGUAUCGAAAAUACAAAUCAAAUAACAAGUCCCAAAAAACCUCCAAAUCAGCAAAUAAGGCUAAAAAAGCUCAGAAGAAGGGAUCUUCUUCAGAAAUAACUACUUCCAAUGAGAGCACAAACGAAGCUUCAAAUAACAAUGAUAUUACAAAACAAUCGCUCUACAACCGCGUUUUGCGUGAACACGUUCUGGUGGAAGUCGGGGAUGAAAGCUUUGACUGUUUCUUAAAGAUACUGGCAGCAAAUUCAGAUUUUUUUAAAUCCCGCCGAAAAGACAGAUUUGUCGUUUUACCACUGGAUAAAAUUAAACCUAAUACAUUCCAAUUUUUGUAUGAUUGGAUGUUACAUAUCAAACCAGUGAAUUGGGAAGUUAUGGAACUCGGUGAAUUAUUUCGUGCGGCUAACUAUUUGGGUAUGACGGAACUCUACAAAUUAUGUCUCGCCCGAGUGCUAAACUCUGGCACACCUUUAUUCAUAAAGUCAUUGCACUAUGAGCUGACUGCAGCGGAAGUUAAAAUGUUAGAAGAUAAUUUUCAGAUGUUUCUUCAUAUGGAUACAAGCAUUCAAGCUCAUAAAUUGUCAUUGCCGGAUAUUGUUAAGAUAUUAGACCAGAGAAAAUUCGGCGCUACUUCUGAAUUAGAAAAAUUCAUGUUCGUCAUAAGCUGGGUCUCACAUGAUUGGGCAAACAGAGAGUUGUAUCUCACAGCACUAUCUGGUCGAGUAAAUUUCAAUGAAUUACCACCAUGGUUGUGGGCACUCAGGGGCACUGCAAAUUGUCCACAGCUGGAACGAGCAUUAACAAAUCCAAUUGUAAAUGGGAAAGCAAAGGCAGCCAGGAAAUAUCAUAUAUCUCAACUGGUUCCGCCAUCUCAAUUAAAUGAAAUUAUUAAUGGUGAUGGUGAUGACGAUAUAAACACAAUUGAAUCCACAACUGCUUGAAUUCUUUAAUCACGGCUGUUUUAUUUGAAUUUUUAUUAUAGAAAAAUUGUAUGUUACAAGUUGCAUUCAUAUAUAAAACUUAAAUUACACAAAUAUUUACCAUAACGGAGAUUAUGUUCUCAAGGUUGAUUGUUCUUCUCUAUAUAAAAUUAAGAAGGGUAAAUAUAAAUCGCACUAGUCGGUAAAAUGUGGUACAGUAUAUAUCAUAUACUUUUAAAAAUAACACUAGCAUUAAUAAAAUG